GAGAGCACACAAUCCUUGUCCCUUCGACUUGGUGGGCAGGGGGUGCGAAAUGGAGGGCUUUCCUCUGCAAUCAGACUCUCACUCUUCUCUCUCUCCAACGCAAACAUUUCUUUCCCUCUUUUCUAUCUGUUGGAUUUUCUUUCUGAAAUUCCAUCGUUCUGUAAGUUAUAUUUUUAGUUUAUUUAUUUCAAUCUACAGUUUUCUGUCGUUCUAACGCAAUGCGUUGAAUUCAAGCAAAAAAAAAAAAAAAAAAAAAAAAAAAUUAGCGAUCUUGUUUUUGCUUGAUUUGCACUGUAGAAUUUGCAGGGAUCUCAGAAACCCUAGAUCUCUGUCAUUUCGGGGGUGAGUUGUGUGCGCGUUGGGGUUGCAUCCUUGGAUUUGUGAUUUUUGAGGUUGGUUUUCGCGCGUUUUGGCUGUGGAUCUCGGGCUUUUCGUUGAUUCGGAGCUCCAAUUUCGAGGAUUUUGGAGAGAUUUGAAGGGUGAAUUUGAGUGUGGGAUUUGGUCGAUGGCUUCAAAUCAUCCUCCAUUUCAGGUGGAGGAUCUGACGGACGAGGAUUUCUUUGAUAAAUUGGUUGAAGAUGAUCUGAGGCCCUCCGAAUCAGGCCCCGAAUAUGGCCAGGGAAAUGAUUCCGAUGACGGUAAGGCGUUCGCCAAUCUGAGUAUUGGUAGCUCUGUAGCUGUAUCUGAGGAUUCGGACCACGAAACCAAAACUACUGACGAAAAUAAGCGGUUCGUAAAUCCUAAUGUUGGUGAUUCUGCAGCUGUAUCUGAGGAUUCGGCUGCCAAACCCCAAACGAAAGAGGAAAAGGGUGCAGAAGAAUCUAAUUCAUUCGUGUUUGAUAGUGUAAUUGAGUCGAAUAAUGCGGUUGAUAAUGAUGCAGUGAUCGAGUCGAAUAAUGGGGCGGAGGCAGUGAGAUCCCAGUUGAGGUUGGAUUCGACAGUGAGCAAGAGCAACGAGUCGGGAGCUUCAGGGGUUAAGGAGAUAGGGUGGGGUUCUUUUUAUGCCGAUUCUGCGGAUAAUGGGAUCCAUGGGUUUGGAUCGUACUCAGAUUUUUUCAGUGAAUUGGGGGAUGGUUCGGGGGAUUUUCCCAUGAAAGUAGACGGAAGUUUGAGUACUGAAUCGAAAACUGUACUCAAUAAUGAAGAUCAAACAGCCCAUCAAGAGGGUUUGAACCAUUUGGUUAGUAACGAGCAAUGUCAAGAGGGUCAAGUUUAUGGGGGAAGUGAGCAGGAUCAAAACAGUACAGAGUAUUGGGAAAGUCUCUAUCCAGGGUGGAAGUAUGACGCUAACAUGGGGCAAUGGUAUCAGGUGGACAGUUUCGAUGUGCCUGCAAAUGCUCAAGGGAGCGUUGGCACUGAUGAUUGGACCACUGUUUCUGAUGGUAAUAAGACUGAGGUUUCUUAUUUUCAGCAGACAGCACAGUCUGCUGCCGGAACUGUGACUGAAACCAGCACGACUGGCAGUUUGUCAAACUGGGAUCAGGUUUCACAGAUGACAAAUGGGUACCCGGAACAUAUGGUUUUCAAUCCCGAAUACCCAGGUUGGUAUUAUGACACAAUUGCCCAAGAAUGGCGCUCAUUGGAAGCAUAUAGCUCCUCUGUGCAAUCGACUGCUCAGUCCCAGAAUGGAAAUAGUAUGUAUGGUCAAGAGUACAGGCAAGAUGAGAAUUAUGGGCCACAAGCGGUCGUCGGGAACCAAGGUCAAGACAGCAAGUGGGUUGGGUCCUACAGUAAGUACAAUCAGCACGCUUCAAAUAUGUGGCAAGCUCAAACUGCAGCUAAAAGUGAGGGGUUUUCAGGUUUUAGUGGAAACCAGAAACAGAGUAAUUCGUUUGGUUCUACAGUUAACACGGAUCAGCACAUGUCUUUAAAUUCUUUUGGAGCAGUUCCUUUGUACAACAAAGCAAGUCAAGGUCAUGGUUCAGCUAAAGAGACUGUUGGUUUCCAGAGUUUCAUCCCGGCUGGGAACUUUAGCCAGCAGUUUAAUCAAGGAAAUGCAAAGAUGAGCGAACAAAUACAAUUCUCAGAUGAUUACUAUGGCGCUCAGAAACCUUUAAGUUACUCACAGCAACCUGUAAAUUAUUCACAACCACCUUUCCAGAGUGGCAAUCAGUUUUCAUAUGCUCCCAGCGUAGGAAGAUCAUCUGCUGGGCGCCCUCCGCAUGCCCUAGUAACUUUUGGAUUUGGUGGAAAACUCAUUUUAAUGAAGGACAAUAGUAGCCUCAGGAAUCCGUCAUAUGGAACCCAGGAUCCUGUAGGAGGCUCAGUUUCUGUCCUGAACUUAAUGGAAGUUUUCACGGGAAAGACUGAUCCUUCGAGUUUUGGAAUGAGUACUUGUGAUUAUUUUCGUGCUUUGUGCCAACAAUCAUUCCCAGGUCCCUUGGUUGGAGGGAGUGUUGGAAGCAAAGAGCUGAAUAAAUGGAUUGAUGAGAGGAUUGCUAACUGUGAAUCGCCAGACAUGGACUAUAGGAAAGGCAAAGUAUUGAGGUUGCUUCUUUCUUUGCUUAGGAUAGCUUGUCAACAUUACGGAAAACUUCGAUAUCCUUUUGGUACCGACACUGUAUCAAGGGAAAAUGAUACUCCAGAAUCAGCAGUUGCUAAACUUUUUGCAUCUGCAAAGAGCAAUAAUGUGCAAUUCAGUGAUUAUGGCUCUGUUAGCCACUGUGUGCAGAAAACGCCUUCAGAAGGACAAUUGCGAGCAACUGCUUCUGAGGUACAAAAUCUUCUGGUUUCUGGUAGAAAGAAAGAGGGUUUACAAUGUGCACAAGAAGGUCAGUUGUGGGGACCUGCGCUUGUUAUUGCUUCACAGCUUGGAGAACAGUUCUAUGUUGAUACUGUGAAGCAAAUGGCACUUCGCCAGCUGGUUGCAGGAUCACCUUUGCGGACUUUAUGCCUGCUAAUUGCAGGGCAACCUGCUGAAGUAUUCUCUGCUGACACUACAGCUGAGGUCAAUCUUCCAGGCGCUGCUAAUACAUCUCAACAGCUUGCACAGUUUGGUGCAAAUAAAAUGCUUGAUGACUGGGAGGAGAAUUUGGCUGUGAUAACUGCAAACAGAACAAAAGAUGAUGAACUGGUUAUUAUACAUCUUGGAGAUUGCUUAUGGAAGGAUAGGAGUGAGAUUACUGCAGCACACAUCUGCUAUUUAGUGGCAGAAGCAAAUUUUGAGUCAUACUCGGAUAGUGCAAGGCUAUGUCUAAUUGGAGCAGAUCACUGGAAGUCGCCUCGAACUUAUGCUAAUCCAGAGGCCAUUCAGAGGACUGAACUCUAUGAAUAUUCAAGGGUGCUUGGGAACUCUCAGUUCAUCCUUCUACCAUUUCAGCCAUAUAAGCUCAUAUAUGCACACAUGCUUGCUGAAGUUGGAAGAGUUUCUGACUCGUUGAAGUACUGUCAAACAAUACUAAAGUCUUUGAAAACUGGUAGAGCACCUGAAGUGGAAACGUGGAAGCAACUAGUAUUAUCUCUUGAGGAGAGGAUUAAAACCCAUCAGCAGGGGGGAUACUCUGUAAAUUUAGUUUCUACAAAGUUUGUAGGUAAAUUGCUCAACUUGUUUGAUAGUACUGCACAUCGUGUUGUUGGGGGCCUACCACCACCUGCACCGUCCACAUCCCAAGGAAGUGCUCACGGUAAUGACCAUUACCAACAGCCCAUGGGCCCUAGAGUUUCUAGUAGUCAAUCAACAAUGGCCAUGUCAUCAUUAAUUCCUUCUGCUUCAAUGGAACCCAUAAGUGACUGGACAUCUGAUGGCAACCGAAAGCCAAUGCAUAAUAGAAGUGUUUCAGAGCCAGAUUUUGGCAGAACUCCAAGACAGGUUGAUUCAUCAAAGCAAACGGCCUCACCUGAUGCCCAAGGAAAAUCCUCAGGGGGUUCUCGCUUUUCUCGUUUUGGUUUCGGGUCACAGCUCUUGCAAAAGACUGUUGGUUUAGUAUUAAGACCCCGCCCAGGAAAACAGGCUAAGUUGGGUGAAACAAACAAGUUCUACUAUGACGAAAAACUUAAAAGAUGGGUUGAGGAAGGUGUUGAACCUCUAGCUGAAGAUACCGUGUUGCCUCCUCCCCCGACAUGUACACCCUUUCAGAAUGGUGUCUCUGAUUACAACUUGAGAUCUGUUUUGAAGAAAGAAGGGUCUCCCACUAAGGGCAGCCCAGAUUUACAAACUUCAACCCCUCCAGGACCAACUUCAGGGACCCCACCUAUUCCACCUAGCUCAAAUCAAUUCUCAUCCCGUGGACGGUUGGGUAUUCGAUCCAGAUAUGUCGACACAUUCAACCAAGGUGGUGGAAGCCCAGUAAACUCGUUCGAGUCACCUGCUGUUCCAUCCGUUAAGCCUCUUGUUGCUGCCAACGCAAAGUUUUUUAUUCCCACCGUAGCACCAUCAAAUGAACAGGCAAUGGAGGCUAUUGCUGAAAGUGUACAAGAAGAUGGUGGUGCAACUAAUGAAAAUCCUUCAACAUUUGGUAAUAAUGAUUCAUUCCAUACUCCUCCGCCUUCAUCGUCAUCAUCAAAUACCAUGCAAAGGUACCCAAGCAUGGGUAACAUUCAAAGUAUGGGAGUUGCCACAACUUCCAAUGGCUCUGCUCCACCCCACUCACGAAGGACGGCCUCAUGGGGUGGAAGCUCCAAUGAUGUAUUAAGCCCUCCUAUGGAAACGGGUGAGAUAAAACCUCUAGGGGAGGCGUUAGGCAUGUCCCCGGCAAUGUUUAGGCCGAGUGAGCUUUCCCGGACACGCACCCCAAUGAAUGGAGGCAGUUUUGGUGAUGACCUUCAUGAAGUGGAACUUUGAGCCGAAGUAAUGAAGAUGUAAAUAUCAAGUUUUGCUCCUAGCGAUCAAUACAAAUACUUGGAAGGUUCCUUCUGAUCCUACAUCUCUCAGAAAGCCAAACUCGUGGUAGUGCCGGAAGUAAGUUCAUCGAACAAUUAUUUUUCUUUCUCAAAGUUCCCACUCCCCAUCUUACCAUGUAUGUUCAGAUCUAAUUGGCGCAGGUUCUUUACUCACGAGCCAAUAUUAUAUUUAGAUGCCCGGGAGUCACCGCCAUUUACGGCUUAGGAGGAGCUCGUCUUGUUUUCAUUUUUCCGGUUCCCUUUAACAAAAGCCUGCAUGGGCGACAGUGUACAGAUCAUUUGUUCAUUUGUUUAAAUACAGAAAUCGUUCCUUGAAAUAGAUAAAAGGGUCUACAGAUCUUAUGAAGGGAAAGAAUAGUGUAUUGAAUUGAGAGAAUAAAAUUUCAAGUUUUGUUCUUUGGCUGUGG
Malus domestica (apple) is the source of this 5246-nucleotide messenger RNA. RefSeq names its product protein transport protein SEC16B homolog. Gene Ontology annotation, cellular component: ER to Golgi transport vesicle membrane; endoplasmic reticulum exit site. Gene Ontology annotation, biological process: autophagy; Golgi organization; COPII vesicle coat assembly. Lineage: Eukaryota; Viridiplantae; Streptophyta; Magnoliopsida; Rosales; Rosaceae. The record is from RefSeq and is a predicted model, not a curated record.